Molecule: messenger RNA, 4031 nt
Organism: Misgurnus anguillicaudatus (oriental weatherfish)
Lineage: Eukaryota; Metazoa; Chordata; Actinopteri; Cypriniformes; Cobitidae
Source: RefSeq, a predicted model, not a curated record
UCCUCUGUUUAUCGCUUUAUGACUUACAGCACAGAAUCCCUGGUGGUAAUGUCUGGUUUGUUUAGAAGGUUUAAAUCAGUCUGAGCUCUCACCCAUCUUCAGCAUAAAGUCACUGUUUUAACACAACAUAGCUUUUUUGUGUAAUCCGAGGGAGGAAAAAUUGUUUGGUUAUACAUUAUAAAAAUCUAAUCCAUCAGCAGAAAGUUCAGCUUUCACACCCCAUAAAGCUGAACUUCCUUUGCUAACUAAGCAGCCAGUCGUGUCGAUCGUCGCGUAUUUUUCCGUGAGCAGAAGUCGUGACCAAUGAGCAGGUGAUACUACGUACGUGUGAAGCUACGUACCUCUGGGCCGAAUAAAAAAUAUAUAUAAUUACAUGUUUACACUUUUAAUGACAAAUAAGUUAAAAUAAUAAGUUGAGAAGUAUGACUUACACAAAGACACAUUUAUUCAAUAGUAGGCCUAUGAAGUAUAUGAAUAUUUGGAGCAUGGGUCGAUUUUGUAAGCUUUGAUUUAUGGAUAAGGAGGAUUAAAUAAAUGUUUUCCUUCUUUUCAUCCCUUUUCGAACAGGCAAAGAACAUUGACUAUAAACUUUGUUGUCAAAUGUUUUAAUUUGAGUAUUUUAUGUGUCAGAUUUAAUAAUGCCGCAUUCAAUUGUUUCAUUUUUAGCUUUAUGAAGUGUAACAUUAUAGCCAUAGUGUUGCUAUAGAAAUACACACAGUUGUCUCUCACAUCUCUUUACAUCAUAUGAGAGGGGCGGGCUGUUGGGUUUACAGUGCAGUGUUAGUGGGUCGUCCGUGUGCUUCCACGCUCACAGUGUAGCAUAGCUCUGCUGUUUCAGACACCAUGAGAGGAUCGGCAAUGUUUCUUUUAGCAGUAUUACUGAUAGAGACAUGGCUCGGAUUUAUUCAUACACUCACUGUUCUGGAGCCUAUUCUACACGAGUCAUCUCUUCUCAAGCCCACAGUAGUCAUUGCGAUUUUAGCCCGUAACAGUGAACACAGUCUUCCUUAUUUUCUGGGAUGCAUUGAAAGACUGGACUAUCCAAAGGACCGCAUCUCUAUUUGGGCUGCUACUGACCACAAUAUUGACAACACCACGGCUAUGCUGAAAGAAUGGCUCUCUGAAGUGGAGAAUUUGUAUCAUUUGGUAAAACUGCAGACCAUGGAGGAGGAGACGAGUUUCUAUGUGGAUGAGUUGGGACCAAAGCACUGGCCUGACUCUAGAUUUACUCAUGUGCUGAAACUGAGGCAGGCUGCACUGAGAUCAGCCAAGGCACAGUGGGCAGACUACAUACUGUUUGUAGACAGUGAUAACCUGCUGACAAACACGCAAGUGCUAAAUCAGCUGAUCGCUGAAAAUCUUACACUGGUUGCUCCAAUGCUGGAGUCCAGAACACUCUAUUCCAACUUUUGGUGCGGUAUGACCCCACAGGGAUAUUACAAACGAACACCACAUUAUGUACCCAUACGGAAUUGGAAACGAAUUGGUUGCCAUCCCGUUCCCAUGAUUCACUCCACCAUGCUGAUAGACCUGCGUCGGUAUGCUAGUGCAUCCCUGGCCUUUUACCCCGUCCACCAUUACUAUGUCUGGACUCUGGAUGACAUCAUGGCAUUUGCCUUUUCUGCCAGACAAGCCGGUGUGCAGAUGUUCGUAUGUAAUAAAGAGCAUUAUGGCUAUCUGCCACUCCCUUUGAAGACAAAGCAGAGUCUGGAGGAGGAGGUGGAGAGCUUCAGCCACACUGUCACAGAGGCACUAAUUGACUUUAAAAUGGAAACUUCACAAUAUCUGCACACUUCCUUCAAACCCAAAGAUACCAUGGCAUUCAAUCAGGUCUACCUGAUCAAUCUAAAGCACAGAGCAGAUCGUAAAGAUCGUAUGCUGCGCUCGUUGGAGGUGCUGGGCAUAGACGUAACCAUCACAGAUGCGGUGGAUGGCAAAGCCUUAAAUUUAUCUCAGCUGAAGGCUUUAGGUAUUGAAAUGCUGCCAGGUUAUAAAGAUCCUUACUCUGAGCGUGUCCUAACUAAGGGGGAAGUCGGUUGCUUCCUCAGUCAUUUCAACAUUUGGAAAAAGGUGGUGGAGCUCCAGCAACAGCAGGUGCUUGUACUGGAGGAUGAUGUGAGGUUUCAACCCGACUUCAAGAGCCGCCUUAGUAUCAUCAUGGAGGAUGUAAAGCAAUCUGGACUUGAGUGGGACUUAAUUUAUGUGGGGCGUAAACGAUUGCAGAUCAAGCACCCCGAGCACUGGGUGGAGGGGGUCCAUAGUAAGGUGAGCCCAGAUUAUUCUUAUUGGACUUUGGGCUACGCCCUUUCACUGCAGGGGGCACAGAAGCUUCUGGAUGCAAAGCCCCUCAGUAAGAUGCUGCCAGUGGAUGAGUUUCUACCCGUUAUGUUUAACAAACACCCCAAGAAGGAAUAUAUGUCUUACUUUAAACUGAGAAACUUGAGGGCUUUCUCUGUAGAGCCUCUGCUUCUCUUCCCCACACACUACACUGGAGAGCCGGGUUAUUUCAGUGAUACAGAGACCUCCACUAUCUGGGAUGACGAGACUGUGGCCACUGACUGGGACCGCCAUCACAUCCGCGGAGACCGCAGUCGUGGUGAUAAGACCCCUACUCCCAUCUCUGAGAGUAGUGGAAAAGAUGAACUUUGAUUACAGAAUUAUUAUGGAAUUUGUCAAAUGUCUUAUAAAACAGCAUGGACUAAAUAAUAUGGAAAAGGUGCCAAGUUGAGCAUUUCUUUGUUGAAGAUGUAACUGGUAUGGUUAGCCAGGCAUCUGUACCAGUUGAAGCUGUGAGAAAAACACUGAACAGGUAAAACAAUGCCUGAUAUUAUAAAAUGUAAAAAAAUUGAUGAAAAUGAUGGAUGAAACAAUAGUUUAAGCCAUUAGAUGAAGUUGGGUACAACACUCUUUGAUAAAAUACAUAAUAAUACAUGAUAUUAUGUAGUUCAUUGUUGCAGUAAGGUAGCUACUAAUAAAAUACAGGACUGUUGAUUUGUAAAGAUUAUCAUGACAAAUGUCUGUGUCUUUGCCAUCUUUCAUGAAUAAUCUUCUAAAAAUGAGAGAUUUUCUCAAAUACAAGUAUUUACAGACCACUGUAGACUUCAAAACGGUUUCAGCAGUAAAAACAUGAACAAACGCCUUUCGUGGAACAAACGUAAUUUCCAAUAAACUUUCGCAAAAAAUAAUCAAUAACAAGUCCUUUAAGUAUCAAAAACUACACUUAGCUCAUGCUACUGUGUAAAAUGUGUACUAUAUAAUGCAUACAAUGUUAAAGGCGGGGUGCAUGAUUUUUAAAAAAACACUUUGGGAAAGGGAGUCGGGCCGAGUACCAAAACACACUUGUAGCCAAUCAGCAGUGAGGGGCGUGUCUACUAACCAACAUUGUUGCCUGGGUUAUGUGAAAUUUCAAACCUGUUUAAUUUAAAACAACCAAGAGACGAGUUAUUGCCGUAUUUCGAAAUCAAAGAUUACAUUUAAUCGUGUUAAGAUACUCAAUUAUUUCUCAACUGAUAAAAUUAUCUAAUUCAAAUAUAGUUUGUGUGGGGCGCGUCUUUCAAAAGAAGAUCCACUUUCUAUUGGGGUAGGGGCAUGUUUGUUUGGGUGAUUUCAAAUGUCAACAUUGGCUUUCAGAUAUCAUGCACCCCGCCUUUAACUACAGAUUGGCUCACCUUUCAUACCAUUGAUCCAUGAUCGUCACCUCCCCUCAUCUUUAGGAAACCAAAAACAUUUGUUAUUUUUGACAAGAUAUUUGUCCCAGAGUUCAGUUUAGCCACUAGCAAGACCAUUAAAGGGGACAUUUCAUGAAAAUCUGACUUUUUGCAUGUUUAAGUGCUAUAAAUGGCUCACCGGUGCUUCUAUCAAUCUAGUUAAUAUGAAAAAGAACAGCCCAGGGCUGUCACGAUUAUGAAAUUUGGCUGACGGUUAAUUGUCUAAUAAAUUGUGACGGUUAUGACAAUUAAUUGCCUGUUUUAUUUCUUUGACAUUUAAUUCUCAUUAUUUUUUUGUUUGUUCAUGGAAUAAUUUUCACACAC